This is a messenger RNA of Microtus ochrogaster (prairie vole), 3893 nucleotides long. It is a transcript of the gene Tacr3, whose product is annotated as tachykinin receptor 3. Gene Ontology annotation, molecular function: tachykinin receptor activity. Gene Ontology annotation, cellular component: plasma membrane; sperm midpiece. Lineage: Eukaryota; Metazoa; Chordata; Mammalia; Rodentia; Cricetidae. Gene Ontology annotation, biological process: G protein-coupled receptor signaling pathway; positive regulation of flagellated sperm motility. The record is from RefSeq and is a predicted model, not a curated record.
AGCGCGCCUUCAGAGCAGAUCUCAGCUCUCUGGCUGCUGCCUGGUAGCUCCUCCCUGGCAGGACCCAAGCUGGAACAGUCCCUGAUUCUUUCCUGCCAGACAGAGACGCAAACUCCCAGGACUAAGUGUGGCCCCUGCUCCGCAUCGUCUGCCCCAUCACAGCAUCCCAGGAACCGGUACCUUCCCUGCUUGCUACCAGGCAGUACCCGAAACCGCCGUGCCCAGAGGUUGGAGAACUUCAAGGGAGCCGGCUCCGGCUGGCAGCGGGAGUGUGGCACGUCCGGGGCUGCAGACGCUGGCCAUGGCUUCAGUCCCCACCGCUGAAAGCUGGACCGACGGGGCGGCAGGCGUGGGAACGCAGGCAGAGAACCUGAGCGCUGGAUUGGGGGUCACUGAGUGGCUUGCGCUCCAGGCUGGCAACUUCUCCUCGGCUCUGGGGCUGCCGAUGACUUCCCAGGCACCCUCCCAGGCCCGGGGCAACCUCACGAACCAGUUCGUGCAGCCGUCCUGGCGGAUCGCACUCUGGUCGCUGGCCUAUGGCUUGGUGGUGGCUGUGGCAGUCUUUGGCAACCUCAUCGUUAUCUGGAUCAUCCUGGCCCACAAGCGCAUGAGGACCGUCACCAACUAUUUCCUGGUAAACCUGGCUUUCUCCGACGCCUCCAUGGCCGCCUUUAACACCUUGGUCAAUUUCAUCUAUGCUCUUCACAGCGAAUGGUACUUUGGCGCCAACUACUGCCGCUUCCAGAACUUCUUUCCCAUCACAGCGGUGUUUGCCAGCAUCUACUCUAUGACAGCCAUUGCAGUGGACAGGUAUAUGGCCAUUAUCGACCCUUUGAAACCCAGACUGUCUGCCACGGCCACCAAGAUUGUCAUCGGGAGUAUCUGGAUUUUGGCAUUUCUACUUGCCUUCCCUCAAUGUCUUUAUUCCAAAAUAAAAGUCAUGCCAGGGCGUACUCUUUGCUAUGUGCAGUGGCCAGAGGGUCCCAAGCAACAUUUCACGUACCACAUCAUCGUCAUCAUCCUGGUGUACUGUUUCCCAUUGCUCAUUAUGGGCGUCACCUACACCAUAGUUGGAAUUACUCUCUGGGGAGGAGAGAUCCCAGGAGACACCUGUGACAAGUACCAUGAGCAGCUGAAGGCUAAACGAAAGGUGGUAAAGAUGAUGAUCGUUGUUGUGGUGACAUUUGCCAUCUGCUGGCUGCCCUACCACAUUUAUUUCAUUCUCACUGCUAUCUACCAACAGCUGAACCGGUGGAAAUACAUUCAGCAGAUCUACCUGGCCAGUUUCUGGCUAGCAAUGAGCUCAACCAUGUACAAUCCCAUCAUCUACUGCUGUUUGAAUAAAAGGUUCCGCGCAGGCUUCAAGAGAGCAUUUCGCUGGUGCCCUUUCAUCCAAGUCUCCACCUACGACGAGUUGGAGCUCAAGACCACCAGGUUUCAUCCCACGCGGCAGAGCAGUCUGUACACCGUGAGCAGGAUGGAGUCGGUGACCGUGCUGUUUGACCCCAAUGACGGGGACCCAGCCAAGUCCAGCCGGAAGAAAAGGGCGGUGCCCAAAGACCCGAGUGCCAACAACGGCUGCUCCCGCAGAGAUUCCAAAUCUGCCUCCACCACGUCAAGUUUCAUAAGCUCACCCUAUACCUCUGUGGAUGAAUAUUCCUAAAUCCAUGUCCUGUGGUGAAGGCUGCUAUGAUGCCUACGUCCCCCAUUUUCCUAACUGUGUAAAGCCCUGUUCUAGGUACUUGAGGGAGACAGAGGGGCAAUCAUUGGGUAGGGAUACUCAAUCUGAGAAAGAGGGAAUAUAAGUGUAACAAAACAUACCAACAUAUCAGCUAGUACAAAAAAUAAAAAACUGAGUCUUCAACUUAUUCUUUCAAAACAUUAGGAUCAUAUGCAACAAGCACAAAGUAUGAAUCAGAAAAAUGUCCUAAGUGUCCAGGGUCUGUCACUUAACAAUUACAGUACACCUUUUCCACACAGAAACAGCACAGAGGUUUUCUAAGAGAUUGAGGGAGCCUUAAAAUACAAUGGCGAGCAAAGGCGACCAACACCUGUAUAAAACAAGCUCUGCAUAGCUGUGAAAACGAAAGCGCAGAUGACUGAUUUUUUUCCCCAAGAGUGACUGAUGGGUAGUCAACCUCAAAGAAUAGAAAGAUUUGGAAGUCUUUGCUCAAGAAAUAUCCCUUUGUUGAAUGAAAACUUUCAGAAAUUCCCUCCAAGACAAUGAGCAGAAAAGGCUAUCUGAUCAAAUCACUGCCCAAACAUGCAUGUCUUUCUCUUGAUUAUUUUUCCAAGAAAAAUAACUUCAAAAGAAAAAAAGAAUAAUUAUUUAAUUUUGAUUACUAAGUGUCUUGAAUGCUAAAGUAAGUUGCAGUCAAAUUUAGGAUCUUAAAGGACAAAGAAAAUUCUUGCAAUCUUCUUUACUUUUUUUGUUUACACAUUAAAAAAAAGUAAGUUGUAAAACACUAGAAGUAUCUUCUAAUGCAGAAGGAAAGACUCACAUUUGCUUCUGUAACUUGCUACCUGAAUUUAGGUAACAAUUUAAUAUAUAUAUAUGUAUAUAUACAUAUAUAUAUGUAUAUAUACAUAUAUAUUAUAAGCUAUCAAGCCAGACACUGGUAUCUCCAAGUCCCCAAGCCAGCUGCUUCCCACUGCAGUACAAAGAACAAGUCACAGUCAUUGCUUUAUUUUGUAUCAUGUAGUCCUCCUCCUGUUUUCUCACUGGGAAAAAAAGGGGCCAGGGAGAAAUAUCACAAUAUAUUUCAAGUGUAAGAGUGUAAGUCGAGUUACAAAAGGACGUGUUAAAAUAUAUAUAUUUGUGAAUCAGAGAAGAUGCAAACCUGUGAGUCUCUGGCCAGAAAAAGAAUCUGCAUAAGAGUCUGGGAACGUGAGCUAGUUACAGAUGAGGCAGAAGACAGCAUGCAUACUUCCAGGAACAGAACUCUGGUUUUCUGUGCUUAGGUAACAAAAAGUCAUUCUAGAAAGAACGAGGUAGUGACACUUGGAUGGAUGGAUGGAUGGAUGGAUGGAUGGAUGGAUGGAUGGAUGGAUGGAUGCACACAUACAUGCAUGUAUGUAUCCCUUUCUAGACAAGUUCUAGAAAUCUAUAUAAAUAUAUUUAUAUCUAAUGUAUAUUAGUAUUUUUGUCAGUCUUCUUUCUUGGUCUUAUAACUUCCUCCCUUAUGAAUUUAUGUUUGGAAUAUAUUGUGAUAUUUCCCUUUCUCCAGUUUUGGGCUAUGUAUGAUUUUCUGUCCUAUGUAGGCACAUUUCUGGGGCCCAGAACAAAAGAAGAAACAUCUGAAAAUGCAGAUGUGUCUUCCAGAUUCUGUUCUUUACAAAUCAUCUCCUUCGGUUGCUACAACCAUCUGUCCACAAAACCACAAACCUUCUGGAAAUGACUUGUGCCCUAAACCUUUGUCUUUCCAAACAUUUAUGUGGGUUAUUAAAACUAUCUGUCUAAAAUAAUUGCCUUGAUGGUAAAUUGUGGUGGGUUAUCAUGCCAUUAGUCUCUGGGCCUCAUGUCUUCCUUAACGCCCAAACCACAGAUACCUGAUUAUUACCCAAUUUCGAGUGUCUAAAACACCAAGUCAUAUGUUUUUGAGUUUAUUUUAAUAAUUCCAAUAAACAAUCAGAUACAGAUAUGAGUGCACAAAUAAGCACUAUCAAAAAUGAAUGUAAUGACUUCAAGGGUUAAAUUCAAAAUGAAAACUGAAAUAGCAGGUGGUCAUACAGGCUUGUCACACAACCACUCGGUGAUGUCUAAGAAGCUUUGUGUGCAUGUUUCAACCUAGCAAUUGUACUAAGUAUCUCACUGUUUGAACAUAAUGUUUAAAAUGUUCAUUCUUAAAGCAUGUAAGUGCUUAUCAAAUGUAAAGUGUCAUGAGAAAACCUGA